Messenger RNA from Quercus lobata, 853 nucleotides. Its product is annotated as PRA1 family protein F3-like. The coding region runs from base 242 to 832 and encodes 196 amino acids. The transcript has a single exon. The record is from RefSeq and is a predicted model, not a curated record. NCBI's taxonomy places the organism in Eukaryota, Viridiplantae, Streptophyta, Magnoliopsida, Fagales, Fagaceae.
GUUCAAAGUCAAUAAUUUGGCAAAAAAUAUAAUGUUCAAAGUCAAUAAUUUAGCAAAAAAUAUAAUGCUCGAAGUCAAUAAAAUGACGCCUGACUUUUCUUCAUAGUGUUUGGAUUAGAACUCUUCCUUCACAUACAAGGAGAGAUCUAUUUUUAUCAAAUUUUCAUCUCUCACACUCGAAGAUCAUUCAAGAGCAUUAUUUCUGUAGUCCCUACAAGUCUAUAACUCCAAUCCAAGCAUCAUGGCUUCUUAUGGAACUAUGCAACGGCCAGGUACCUCCUCAACUUCACCUCCAUUGACUCAGACUGACGACUCCAAAGACUCAGCACGUAAGAAGCGCAAUGACUUCAAGCUCCUUUGCCCCUUCAACAUCCCCAUAAGCCCAGAAGCCGCCGCUGUCCGAAUUAUCAGAAACUUAAGGUAUUUCGGAUUAUACUACACUCUCUUUGUAUGGAUUAUACUCUUCAUAAGCCUUGUUCCCAGGCGCAAAGUUUCCUUAAUUCUCUUGGUGGUCAUGACAAUUGUGACAUCCUUGUACCUAACAUUACUGCGUGCACUGCCUAAUUCUGUUGUCCUACAUAGAAUUAUUGACAAAAGACUAGUACUGACUUUGCUAGCCAUUGGGACUGCGGUUGAGCUCAUUUUGACAAGGGCAGCUAUACAUCUUCUUGUUAGCUUAGCUUGUGGAAUACCAAUAGUUUUGGUUCAUGCAGUUUUAAGGGUUAGUGAUGAUCUUUUUGUGGGUGAGGAGGCUUGUGCUGCUGGGGAAUUGGUUCCUCUUGUACAUGGGAAAACUGGUGAUGUUGAUAUUGAAUCUCCAGCUUCUGUUUGAUUGAAUUUUUUUUUUUUUUUU